Phialemonium atrogriseum is the source of this 1671-nucleotide messenger RNA. RefSeq lists its product as uncharacterized. Bases 1 to 1671 code for a protein of 556 amino acids. The record is from RefSeq and is a predicted model, not a curated record. The transcript is spliced from 2 exons. NCBI's taxonomy places the organism in Eukaryota, Fungi, Ascomycota, Sordariomycetes, Cephalothecales, Cephalothecaceae.
AUGCCCGUACCAUUUCGAAUCCCCAUCCCCGUCCUCCAUCUUGAAUCCGCCUCAGAUCGCUGGCAGGCGAGGGACAAGAGGAGAAGAGCUGGAGAUAAUAAGCCGCCUCUUACAAACGUUAUCGUCGUCGCUGUCAUUGCCGGCCUCAUUGGCCUUGCCGCUGCAGUUUUCCUAGUCCGCACCCUACGCAAGCGGAAUCCGAACCCGAAAUACAUCCCCACCCCCUUCCUCAAGCGUCUAUGGACUUCCUGGAAGGUCCCCGCCCGCCGCUCGGGUCCCCGCUACGAGCUGUCUCCCGACGAUGAUGCCGACUGGUCAUACACCAGCCCGGGUCGCGCCCCCGGCUCCCAGGCCGCGGUUGGCGAGAUACGGACGGCCCGGCCGAUGGGAGCCGUCCGCAACAGCCGCGUAGCGUCGGCCUCGGCAGCGGCGGCAGCGGCAGCCGGUGACAGUGGCGUCGACCGGAACACCAGCGUCCGCAGCGUGCUGACGCUGCCGGCCUACCGGAUCCAGCCGACCGACACGGAGCAGGUGCUGGGCCGGGAGGGCGAGCGCGACGGCAUCGACGUGGUGGUGGAGCUGCCGACGGCCGAGGCCGACGAGGCCAUGCGCGAGGAGGAGAUGGACGCGCUGUACCAGAUCAGGAUGACCCGACGGCGGCAGGUGGCCGAGCGCGAGGAGCGGCGGCGGAGGCGGCGGGAGGCGCGGGACCGGAACGACCGCGUCGCGCUGCAGGAGCUUGCGCCGCCGGCCCCCGGCGCGAACACGGCCGAGGUGGAGGAGCUGAGGAGGGAGCACGAGCGCAUCAAGGCGACGCGGCAGCGCGCCGUCAGCAGUGUCAGCUACCACGACGUGGGCAUCGCGAGGCACGACGGCACCAGGAUAAGGGCGAACAGCACCGAGAGCGAGCGGGUGGGCCUGCUGAGCGACGCCGCGAGCAUCGCCGCGUCGGCCAACGGCACCACCACCACUUCAACUAAUACAACCGCCACCGGCCCGAGCAGCCUGUUGCACCGCCGGGACUAUAGCAGGAGCUCCGCGCUGAGCAUCGACACCGCCCACAGCUUCGGCGGCGAGCCGCCCGGCUCGCCCGGCCUGGCCACCGCCGGCAGCCACUACAGCCUCCACAGCCAGGCUCGGUCGCGCGCGAACUCGGGGCCCAACACGCCGCGCCUGUCGGGCAUCACCACGCGCCGCGGCUCCAUCAUCCCCGACAGGGCGGGCGCCGAGGAGGCGGACCUCGGGGACGCGGACAUGCCGCCGCACUCGCCGCCGGGGUACGACGACGUGAGCCUCGACGACGGCGCCAGCGCCAAUAAUAACAACAACAGCAAUAAUAAUAACAACGGUAAUGGCAACGGCAGCAGCGGCAGCACCAUCGCUCUCACGCCGGUGAACUCCGGGGGUUCCGGCGCCAACAGCCCCUACAACGAGCCGCCGCCCGACUACCCCGGGUGGCCGACGCGGACGCGGAAUAACAGGCUGUCGGCGCACAUGGCGGACCUGGCGGCCGGGGUGGAGGAGCAGGAGCAGGAGCGGGAGCGGGAGCAGCGCGGGGAGAGGCGCGGGUCGAGGGGCGUGGGCGGCAUCCCACAGCUGCCCAGCCUGAGGCUGAGUCGGCUGCCGCAGAUCGUUAUCGAGCCGUCCAGUGCGAGGCCUGGGGAUGACUAG